Messenger RNA from Osmerus eperlanus (European smelt), 5745 nucleotides. Its product is annotated as insulin receptor-like. NCBI's taxonomy places the organism in Eukaryota, Metazoa, Chordata, Actinopteri, Osmeriformes, Osmeridae. Gene Ontology annotation, cellular component: axon; plasma membrane; insulin receptor complex. Gene Ontology annotation, biological process: multicellular organism development; protein autophosphorylation; positive regulation of phosphatidylinositol 3-kinase/protein kinase B signal transduction. Gene Ontology annotation, molecular function: ATP binding; phosphatidylinositol 3-kinase binding; insulin receptor activity. The record is from RefSeq and is a predicted model, not a curated record. The coding region runs from base 1226 to 5308 and encodes 1360 amino acids. The transcript has 21 exons.
UGAACAGACAGAGAGAGAUGAGAGCGGGGGUAACCUCGAGGUACCGUUAUAACGAAGAUUGAAGUUUUUUUUUAAUGUCUUACGUGUCAUUAAGUUUGUUUACCUUGUAACUGUAUUUGUCGCAGACGGAGUAUUUUAACUGCUGGUUAAAGAGUAGGCUACUGUUUGUUUCGGAUUUGCUGUUUUGGAAGCUAGGCAGAUCUGGAAAAAUAGGCGACGGCGUGGAGUUUUAACACCUAAGACAACGCGUUGGAAGCUGCGGCUCUUUAUUUGUUAAGUGUCUAAAAGUAACGCUCGCCUCACCACCGCCAGUUUGUUUAUGGGUGUUUUCAGUUGGUCGUGGCGUGGCCGUAAGAGUUGAAGGAGUUCAUUGGAAGGUCGUUGGAAAAAACUAACAGCACGUUUUUUCUGCAUAUAUCAGAAGGAGUUCCUGGGAUGUGUUCGUAUUUGUCUUUGCACGUCUUAGAGGGUUAUCUUCCAGUGAUACGACAUAAAAUCGGAAUAUUCGGAGGCACCUGAAACGGAGACCUGUGAACUAAGCUGCAAAGCGAACUAUUGUAGCCUACUUACACCAAGCCACUGUUCGAUAGAAGUUUGGCCAUAGAACUGGAUGAGGACACACAUUUCGAAAUCGCUAUUAAAAAGCUGGCUAUCUGUUUUAGCCAAUUUGUUUUGGUGUUGUGUUGUCUUUACGCAACUGCGACUCAUAUCUCGCUAGAUAAUUCUUUGGAAUUGUUUCUGUUCACUGGAACCCUCGCUUACAGUGUAAUGAGGAAGAGCCGAGUCGUAUUCCACAGGGUAGCCUAUCUACUCACGAGCUCGCUGUGUGGGAUUUUUAUUUUCUCGGACCAGUGGACUACCAAAAAAGCAAAAAAAUAUGACAGUGAACUAUAGACGUACCAAACAACAGUAGGAAGAUGAAGAGUUGUAUCCGCACGUGUGUCACCAGAACACAAGAUCACGUUAUUUAGUGAUCAUUUCAAGCUUAGCAUUAAUCACAAAGUUGGCUGAUAGGAUAUUUCUAUAAUUAAAGUACAACCACGUUGGACCCCGGUCCAGGGGGGCUCCUUGGGCGAGCUGGCUUUAUUAGUUGGCUUGGAAAUUUUCAUAAACUUUUUUGCAUACUUUAGUGUAGGCUAUUACAAACAGUUUUGAAUUAAACGUAACAUCUUCAAGAAGUUCCCCUCUUUGGAUAACCUUAAAGAAGAUUGUCCCCAAAGUCAAAAUGCGGUGGGUGACCUCAGCAUUUGUUUUGGUCCCUUUUAUCGCCCUUGUUUGCCAAUAUGGGCCAACAGACGGAGAAAUCUGCCCCAGUAAGGACAUCCGCAACAACGUGACCAACCUGCAGACGCUGGAGAACUGCACUGUAAUCGAGGGCCACCUGAAGAUCCUACUCAUGUUCAAGACCAAGCCUGAAGACUUCCGGGGUGUGAGCUUCCCCCGGCUGAGGGUCGUCACCGACUACCUGCUGCUGUUCCGCGUGUAUGGCCUGGAGACACUGCAGGACCUGUUCCCAAACCUCACCGUCAUCCGGGGACACAACCUGUUCUUCAACUACGCCUUGGUGAUGUUUGAGAUGCUGCAGCUGCGGGAGGUGGGGCUGUCCAGCCUCAUGAACAUCACCCGGGGGGCGGUGCGCGUGGAGAAGAACCCCGACCUCUGCUACCUCUCCUCCCUCGACUGGUCCAAGAUCCUGGACUCAGUGGAGGACAACUACAUCAUGGCCAACAAGAAUGAGCGUGAGUGUGGAGAUGUGUGUCCAGGCACCGUGGAGGGGAAGAGCACCUGUCUGCAAACCACCAUCAACGGGCAGUUUGUCUACUGCUGCUGGAACCAGCACCACUGCCAGAAAUUGUGUCCCCACAACUGUAAGAACCGUGUCUGUACCCCUCAGGGCCAGUGUUGCCAUGAACAGUGCCUGGGGGGGUGCUCCCAGGAGGCCAACGCCAGCAGCUGUGUCUCCUGCAGGAACCUCCAGCACGGGCCCAGCUGUGUGGACGCCUGCCCCCCAGGACACUACGUCUACAAGGGCUGGCGCUGUAUCUCACAUGCCUUCUGCCAUGAGCUCCACGACCAGUGUAAGCAGAGCAGGAACCCCGACUGCCACGAGUAUGUCAUCCACAACGGAGCCUGUAUCCCAGAGUGUCCCUCUGGGUACACCACCAUGAACUCUACCACGCUGAUGUGUUCUCCAUGUGCGGGCCUGUGUCCUAAGCUGUGUACGGGGGAUAAGGUUGUGGACUCUGUGACAGCUGCCCAGGCACUGCGAGGAUGUACUGUGCUCAACGGCAGCAUGUCCAUCAAGAUCCGUGGAGGCAACAACAUAGCAGCGGAGCUGGAGGCAAACCUGGGCCAGCUGGAGGAGAUCACCGGCCACCUGACCGUCCGCAGAGCCUACGCCCUCGUCUCCCUCUCCUUCUUACGGAACCUGCGUGUCAUCCGCGGAGAAAAACUAGAGUCAGAGCACUUUGCAUUCUACGCUCUGGACAACCAGAACCUGCGUCAGCUGUGGGACUGGUCCAGCCACAACCUGACCAUCCUGCAUGGCCGCACCUUCCUGCACUACAACUCCAAACUCUGCAUGUCGGAGAUCCGCACCAUGGAGGAAGUGACAGGCGUGCAGCAGAGGAACCAGAAAAACGACAUCUCUCUCCGCACCAACGGGGACCAGGCCUCCUGCGAGAACCAGGUCCUGAACUUCACGAUGGUCAAGACGUCCUCAGACAAGAUCAUGGUGCGGUGGCAGCCUUUCUGGCCCACGGACUACCGGGACCUACUGGGCUUCAUGGUUCUAUACAAGGAGGCGCCCUACGACAACGUGACAGAGUUUGCAGGGCAGGACGCAUGUGGCUCCAACAGCUGGGUGAUCGCUGAUGUGGACCCGCCGCCGCGUGCCACCGACAACAAGGAGCAGCUGGAACCUGGCCUGCUCAUCCACCCCCUGAAGCCCUGGACGCAGUACGCCGUCAUGGUGAAGACGCAGCUGUCCGCCUCCGACGAGCACCAGGAACGUGGAGCCAAGAGCAGGAUCCUCUAUGUACGCACAGACGCCACCAAGCCCUCGGUUCCGCUGGACCCCAUCUCCUUCUCCAACUCCUCCUCCCACCUCAUCCUCAAGUGGAAACCCCCCGCCGACGCCAACGGCAACAUCACACACUACCUGGUGUUCUGUCAGCAGCAGCCAGAGGACAGCGACCUCUACAAGUUUGACUACUGCCAGAAGGGUAUGAAGCUGCCCUCUCGGACCCCCACGCACAUGGACAGUGAGGAGGAGCGGAGGUGGAACCAGACGGAGGAGGCGUGGGGCGGGACGGGGGGCGGGGCUCGCUGCUGCUCCUGCCCCAAGACAGAGAUCCAGCUGAAGAGAGAGGCGGAGGAGACCGAGUACCGCAAGACCUUCGAGGACUAUCUCCACAACGAGGUGUUCGAGAUCAGGCCAUCUCGCCGCCGUCGUUCAGUGGGCGUGGCCAACGGCACCCUCGCUCUGACCACACACCCCCACCCUCUGACCACGCCCCCCAGCCCUCCGAACGCCUCGACCACGCCCCGCCCUGGUGAGGGCAUCAAGCUCAUGUUCACCUUCCCUCGGGAGACGGGUGCCAUCCCCAACCUGCGCCACUUCACCAGCUACAAGAUCGAGAUCCACGCCUGCAACCACCCCUCCGACAACAUGCGCUGCAGCAUGCCCACCUACGUCAGCGCACGCACACUGCCAGAGGAUAAAGCGGAUGACAUGGUUGGCCCGGUAACCCAUGAGAUAUUGGCUGACCAACCAGACUCUGUUUACAUCAAGUGGGAGGAGCCACAGUCACCCAAUGGGAUGAUCAUCCUGUACGAGCUGCACUACAAGAGACUCGGCGACCAGGAAGAGACCAAACACUGUGUGUCAAGGCUGACUUAUGCCCGGCUAGGCGGUUGCAAGGUGAGAGUGGUGCAUCCUGGGAACUACACAGUGAGGAUCCGCGCCACGUCGCUGGCUGGGAACGGCUCCUGGUCCCAGCCCGCCUUCUUCUUCAUGGCUGACAAGGACACAAGUCCAUGGAAGAUUGUGAUUGGCCCAGUGAUCUGCAUCAUUCUGCUGAUGUUUGUGGGAGGUGGAGUGUUCUACGUCUUCAAGAAGAAACAAACAGAAGGACCUACUGGACCUCUCAUCGCCUCCUCCAACCCUGAGUACCUCAGUGCCAACGAUGUGUAUGUCCCGGACGAGUGGGAGGUAGCGAGGGAGAAGAUGACGGUGCUGCGUGAACUGGGGCAGGGCUCGUUCGGCAUGGUGUACGAGGGCCUGGCCAAGGACAUCAUCAAGGGCGAGGGGGAGACGCGCGUGGCGGUCAAGACGGUGAACGAAUCAGCCAGCCUGCGGGAGAGGAUUGAGUUCCUCAACGAGGCGUCCGUCAUGAAGGCAUUCAGCUGCCACCAUGUGGUGCGUCUGCUGGGCGUGGUCUCUAAGGGCCAGCCCACCCUGGUUGUCAUGGAACUUAUGACUCACGGAGACCUGAAGAGCUAUCUGCGUUGUCUCCGACCUGACUCUGAGAACAACCCUGGCCGCCGCCCCCCCCCUUCCCUGGGGGAGAUUAUCCAGAUGGCUGGAGAGAUAGCCGAUGGCAUGGCCUACCUCAAUGCCAACAAGUUCGUUCACCGAGACCUGGCGGCCAGGAAUUGCAUGGUGGCCGAGGACUACACUGUGAAGAUUGGAGACUUUGGCAUGACCAGAGAUAUCUAUGAGACAGACUACUACCGUAAGGGUGGGAAGGGGCUGUUGCCUGUCAGGUGGAUGGCCCCUGAGUCUCUGAAGGACGGGGUGUUCACCGCCCACUCUGACUGCUGGUCGUUUGGCGUGGUGCUAUGGGAGAUCAGCACGCUAGCAGAGCAGCCCUACCAGGGCCUGUCCAACGAGCAGGUGCUCAAGUUCGUUAUGGACGGAGGCUACCUUGAUCGCCCGGAGAACUGUGAAGAGAGGAUGCACAGCCUCAUGCAGAUGUGCUGGCAGUACAACCCCAAGAUGCGUCCGUCCUUCCAGGACAUCAUCGAGAUGUUCAAGGAGGAGAUGCACCCAUCCUUCAGGGAGAUGUCCUUCUUCUACAGUGAGGACAACAAGGCUCCGGAGAGUGAAGACUUUGACCUGGACCUGGAGAACAUGGAGAGCAUCCCUCUGGACCCGUCCUCCUACGGUCAGAGGGAGGAUCGGGACACGGGCCCCUCGGGGUCCCUGGGGGGGGGAUACUACGAGGAACACAUCUCCUACACUCACAUGAAUGGGGGCAAGAAAAACGGACGGAUCUUAUCUUUGCCUCGAUCCAGCCCUUCCUAACAGCACCUGACCCCGUUCACUGACAUUGUACACACACACACACCCCUCCACACACACCCCUCCCCACACACACCUCAGCACACAUAUCCUUCCACACCCCUGGGUUCCCCUGGUUUUCUAAUAAUUAGUAUUUUAUUAUGUAGUCAGAAGCCCAGUGUUCAGAUCUCAGGAUGGAUGGGUCAGUGUGCUGUGGGGCUCAGGGUCAGGAUUAGGGUCAGGCAGCCGCACCGCAGGAAGCUGGUCAGGUCUGGUGUCUGUAGAGACUGUUCCAGACCAGGACUGGAUCUACAUCUAAUUGUUUUCAAGACUGAGGAGGAAAAUACGAUAAAACUGUGAACAUAAAAUGACGUGAACCUGAAGGCCGCUUUUGCCUCAAACCUAUACACAGACUCCUUUCCUUCCUCGACUCCUCCCUUCCUCUACUCCUCUCUUCCCUC